AUGCAGCGCUAUGUGGAUCGUCUCUUGAAGCUUAAUGUGAACUUUGAUGAAGAUUUGGUUAUCGACAUAGUCUUGCACUCUUUACCUCCUUUCUAUGAUCAGUUCAAGAUGACUUAUCAUUUGAGCAAAAAUGGAUUGAAAGGAAAGGCUGUUGAAUUCACUCUCCCUACUACUGUUGCUCCAGUCAUGGCUAUUGGACAAGGAAAGGGGAAAAAGAGGAAAGCUCCCCCAAAGCAAAGAUGGAAGGAAAAGUCUCAUGAUGGGUCUUCUAGUAGUGGACCCAAAGGAAAAACCAGUUCUGUUCCUCUUGCCUCAUAUCCAAAAGAAGCAACGUGCGUCUACUACCAAGACAAAGGGCAUUGGAAGAGAAGUUGCCCCAAGUACCCGCAGGACAUUAAGGAUGGCAAGAUCAAGCCUACAUUGGCAGACGAUUUGGUUAAUGGAGAUGAGGUUUAUGUUAGAAAUAAUGUUAAAAACUUUGAUUUAAAUCUUCCUCUUAACUAUGACCAUCAUAUGUUAUUACAAAUGGUUAGAAAUCAGACAGUGCAUUUGUAUUUUUCGGUGCUUGGUGAAGAAGUUGAAGAACAACCAGUGGUGAAGUUGAAGAACAACCAAUUUAUUGGAUCAAAAAGUAGUCGAGGCUGUGGAGAAAGACAAUCCGGUGGAAACCUUUCAUGUAGACGAGGAAAUGACGUAGGAGUGGGUUAUCAAAAGAGAGCUUCAGUUCCUGAUAACUUUGUAUGA
This is a messenger RNA of Lactuca sativa (garden lettuce), 744 nucleotides long. The record is from RefSeq and is a predicted model, not a curated record. NCBI's taxonomy places the organism in Eukaryota, Viridiplantae, Streptophyta, Magnoliopsida, Asterales, Asteraceae.